Gossypium raimondii (Peruvian cotton) is the source of this 2209-nucleotide messenger RNA. Its product is annotated as probable inactive receptor kinase At5g67200. The record is from RefSeq and is a predicted model, not a curated record. Gene Ontology annotation, biological process: protein phosphorylation. The transcript is spliced from 2 exons. Lineage: Eukaryota; Viridiplantae; Streptophyta; Magnoliopsida; Malvales; Malvaceae. The coding region runs from base 75 to 2051 and encodes 658 amino acids. Gene Ontology annotation, molecular function: protein kinase activity; protein binding; ATP binding.
UAAAAAUAAUAAUCAAAAGCUUCAAACUUUCAAAAAAGAAAAAAAAAAAAGUUCAAAUUUUUUUACCAAAAAAAAUGCCAAAAACAAAGUUCAAACCUGUACUUCAUCUCUUCUUCUUCUUCAUCUGGCUUCCAAUACCCUGUUUUUCUAGGCCUGUUAUAACUUACCCUCCACAAACCAGUUUACUCUUCUCCACCGACGCCGUUUCGAUCCUCUCUUUCAAGUCCAAAGCUGACCUCGACAACAAGUUGCUUUACGCUCUCAAUGAGCGCUUCGAUUAUUGUCAAUGGCGUGGCGUUAAAUGUGCCCAAGGCCGUGUUGUCCGUUACAUCCUCCAAAACGCCGCCCUACGUGGUGUUUUUCCCGCCAACUCACUCUCAAAGCUUGACCAGCUUCGGGUCCUUAGCUUACGAAACAACUCACUUUCAGGUCCUAUCCCUGACUUGUCCUCUCUUUACAACCUUAAAUCCUUGUUUUUAGGUCGUAAUAAUUUUUCCGGUACUUUCCCACCGUCGAUCUUGUCACUUCAUAGGAUAACUUCUCUUGAUCUUUCUUAUAAUGAGUUAGCCGGUCCGAUUCCGGCUAAUUUAACUGCUUUGGAACGGUUGAAUGUCCUUCGGCUUGAAUGGAACCGAUUUGACGGACCAGUCCCGGCGUUGAACCAAUCUUUUCUACUCAUUUUCAAUGUUUCCGGCAACAAUCUGACCGGUAAAAUACCAGUGACGCCUACUUUAUCGAAGUUCAAUACGACGGCGUUUUCAUUGAACCCUGAUUUAUGUGGGGAGAUUAUCAAUAAAGCUUGUGCUUCUCGUGCUCCUUUUUUCGGUUCUCCUUCAGCAUCCGGUCCGUUAGGUCAAAGUGCGGAGGCCCAAAGCGGCGGCGGCGGUGGGGUUAUGGUUCUUUCACCGCCUUCUUCGCCGAAGAAGAGUCACCGGAGAACUGGGGUGGUCCUUGGGUUUACCAUCGGCAUUGCUUUAAUCUUAUUUUCAGUAUUGUUAGCUUUAGCUGUGGUUAAAAAACAAAGAGUGGACUCGAAAGGGACAAAGCCGACAACGAUAGCUUCACCGGAAGUAACAAACUCAAAUGCCGGAAACUCGAGAACCCAUAUCGGAGAACCACCGGAGAGGAAGACAAUGAUGCCGGAAAUUCAAAGGCUGAAAAAGAGUGGGAAUUUAGUGUUCGUCGGUGGUGAAGUUGAAGGUUAUAGUUUAGAACAGUUAAUGAGAGCUUCAGCCGAGUUAUUAGGGAGAGGUACAAUGGCAACUACGUAUAAGGCAGUGGUUGAUCGGCAAUUGAUUUUGACGGUGAAGAGAUUGGACGCUGGCAGAACAGCGGUGACCGGCGGUGAAGCUUUUGAACAACAUAUGGAGGCUGUUGGUGGGUUGGUACAUCCCAAUUUAGUGCCCCUUAGAGCUUAUUUUCAAGCCAAAGGUGAAAGACUUGUGAUCUAUGAUUAUCAACCCAAUGGAAGUGUUUUCAAUCUUGUUCAUGGUUCAAGAUCCACAAGGGCAAAGCCACUUCAUUGGACAUCAUGUUUAAAGAUAGCUGAAGAUGUAGCACAAGGCCUUGCUUACAUCCACCAAGCAUCAAGGCUCGUCCACGGCAACUUGAAAUCCACCAACGUGCUCCUCGGGACCGAUUUUGAAGCCUGCCUUACCGACUAUUGCCUCGCUGUCCUCGCAGACUCUUCUUCAACCGAAGAUCCCGAUUCUUUAGCCUAUAAAGCUCCCGAGAUUCGAAAAUCCAACCGCAAGCUCACUCCCAAAUCCGACGUUUACGCUUUCGGCGUCUUCUUACUCGAGCUAUUGACAGGUAAACAUCCCUCGCAACAUCCAGUGCUCGUGCCCCAUGACUUGUUGGAAUGGGUUAGAACGAUACGAGAAGAUGAUGUAGGGGAAUAUCGUCGGCUUGGGAUGUUGACUGAAGUUGCUAGUGUUUGUAGCUUAACGUCGCCAGAGCAGAGGCCAGCGAUGUGGCAAGCGUUGAAGAUGAUACAAGAGAUAAAAGAGAGUGCAAUGAUGGAGGAUAGGGCAUCUUAUGGACAUUCAUAGCAAAUGCAUAAAAAAUUAUGCAUGUUUCAAAGAAGGGAAGCAAAUUGGAUUUUAUUGUGUGGUUGGUAUUCAAGGUUUUUGUAUAUGACGAUCCAAUGUUAUCUAUUAUUAUACGUGAGGUAAGAUUAUACCAUGUCUACGAAAGGCUUUAUUAGCAA